This is a messenger RNA of Musa acuminata AAA Group (dessert banana), 1636 nucleotides long. RefSeq names its product transcription factor MYB44-like. NCBI's taxonomy places the organism in Eukaryota, Viridiplantae, Streptophyta, Magnoliopsida, Zingiberales, Musaceae. The coding region runs from base 66 to 1037 and encodes 323 amino acids. Gene Ontology annotation, biological process: regulation of DNA-templated transcription. The transcript has a single exon. Gene Ontology annotation, molecular function: RNA polymerase II cis-regulatory region sequence-specific DNA binding; DNA-binding transcription factor activity, RNA polymerase II-specific. Gene Ontology annotation, cellular component: nucleus. The record is from RefSeq and is a predicted model, not a curated record.
UCUUCUCGUUGCUCCAUUCCUCUCAUCUACAACACCACAAGUACAUAGAAGAGGCGAUCAAGAACAUGCCUCUGUGGAUGAACAUGGUGACGGCAGCUGCAGCGACUUCGGUGGUGGCCGGGCGGAGUAAGGAGAUGGCCCGAGUCACGGGGCCGUGGAGAGCGGAGGAGGACGAGGCGCUGUUGCGUCUGGUGGAGCGGCAUGGUCCGAGGAACUGGUCGCUGAUCAGCCGGUCCAUCCCCGGGCGGUCGGGCAAGUCGUGCCGCCUCCGGUGGUGCAACCAGCUGUCGCCCCGGGUGGAGCACCGCCCCUUCACUGCCGAGGAGGACGAGGCCAUCGUCCGCGCCCACCGCCGCUUGGGCAACAAGUGGGCCACCAUCGCCCGCCUCCUCUCCGGCCGCACCGACAACGCCAUCAAGAACCACUGGUACUCCACCCUCAAGCGCAAGUCCUCGCCGCCGCCGGUCGACGACGCCGAGGGGUUUGCCAUGGCAGUGGAUCUCAAGGACGCGCCGGCGGAAAGGCCGUUCAAGAGGGCGAGCUGCGUCGGGGCGGCGUACACGUCUGCGGACUUGGUGAUCUGCCUGAGAUCCGGGAGCCCGUCCAUGUCGGAUGUGAGAGACUGCAGCCAUCCGGCUGUGUGUCUCGUUAACCGUCCGGUUCUGAGGACCGGUGGAGUUGCUGCUUCUCCUCCACCCUUGGCCUCUUCCGCUGCCAACGCGGUCGAUCCCUCGACGUCCUUGACGCUGUCACUUCCCGGAUCGGAUCACGUGGGCACAUUCAACCGCCACCAGGGCAGGAGCAGCAGCCACAACCACAGCCAGCAUGAAACGACCGCCUCUGGCCACAGCACGCGGCAUCUGCCGUUCCGACUCAGCGGCGAGCAGUUCGCGGUAAUGCACGAGAUGAUCCGCAGCGAGGUGAGAAGUUACUUGUCAGGGCCGGACCACAGCAACGUCAUGCGAACGCAGCCGCCGCCCGAGACGGCCAUCCGUGGCGCCGCCAUCAAAGGUGUUGGCUUUCGACCUGUACAGUGAAAGACAACAUGUGAGAUGAGAAAAACGAAAAGAUAAUCUUUAUCUCUUAUUCUGAGCACGACGAACAGUGUUCCUUCGCAGCGAACCGAUGCGGCCGGUGACAGCUGAUCGAUAUAACCCUUGUAUGCCUCAUGUCAUUGUUCAACACACAGGAAGACGAGGUGGACUUAGCGAGGCAACUCAAUGGAGUUGGAACCUCAAGAGUGAAGGCCGGUAGGAAUAGCAAUGGCUAUCACCAGCCAACGAAGCAGCAGCAGCGAUGGGAGAAAGCAUAAACAGAAGAAGAAAAGAGGCCAAACACUGAUAAAAGGCAUCACCGAAGGAAGUUGUUGAAGAAAUCUGAUUCCAUGCGAAGAUGGAUGCCAAUCUGUCUAUGGCGCAGCAGGGAGAAGAGCUUCUGGAGGGCUUCAAGGAGGGAGUCGAUUUAAUUGUGAGUGUGGAGGUCUAGCAAGAAUGUGGGUCAGUAUUGGCUCCUGUGAGUGACAAGUCUGUGUUAAAGCCAGAUCUGAUGCAAGACCAAAGGGGACUAGGGUUCACCGGGUACCGUGUUCCGAAAGGAGAGAGAUUACCUCUGAAUUGGAUCCAGCUUCGCGUGCUUA